Molecule: messenger RNA, 1002 nt
Organism: Fonsecaea erecta
Lineage: Eukaryota; Fungi; Ascomycota; Eurotiomycetes; Chaetothyriales; Herpotrichiellaceae
Exons: 1
Coding region: 1-1002 (333 amino acids)
Source: RefSeq, a predicted model, not a curated record
AUGUCUCGAAAAAAGAUCUCCACGCGCCCCAAAAAUGGGGCUGCGCAGAGGAGCACCAAGCAACGCCCAAGCCCCUCAGUUGCAAGUUCGGACCGCACGCUCAAGAGAAAUGUGGCCUCGGUGGAAAGCGAGGAUCAUGGCGAGCAGAAACGUCGGAAGAUUACACAGUCGCACUAUUUGCUCAAACCGAGCCCCAUGAUCCGACGCAUCCGCCGCCUGGAAGAAGAAACCGCCUCUGAAACCCUCGGCGAGUCACAAGCCCGUACGUCACAAACCGAACACAACGGCGCGCAAACACCGAUCGUCCCGCCAGACGAGGACUUGCAUUUCGACCUUUCUCCGCCGCCUGGUCUUGGCCUGCCGGCAGAGCUUAUCGAGGGGUGGAAGGCGCGCCAGAAGCGGUGGACGCAACCGCAGCAAGAUGACCGCAAGUACACCAUGCAUAAAUGGACACAGCCGGCUAUCGACAUCAGCUCGAUGACCCAGGAGGAGCUGUCAAGGCUCUUCGUACCUGAGGCAAGUAGCAGAGAUCGUUCCUCUCGCCCCCCUCGAACUCAUCAUCUGUCCACUAACGCAAAACUCCCGCCGCCGCAGGAUGACGGACUAACGUGUACUUAUGUGCACUGCCUUUCCAGAAGAGUUCAGCUACAGCGACACUAUGUCAGGGGCCAUGCCGUUUGCAAGCCCUGCUACGAGUACUGGCUCCGCCGCAAGCGCAGUUACUUGCGUAGCGCAGGACUGUGUGCAAGGGAGAGACUGGCGUUGGAGGUCAAGGGCCAAGCCACGUUCUUCUGUGGAAACAAACUUUGCGGCCGUGAGAGCGAAACCAGCAAAUCAUACCUAGUGGAAGCCGAGACGGGCGAGCUAGUACGCGUCUGCAGUGCUUGCAACACAUGGUGGAGGAGAUACCGGGGCGAGUGGCGUCCGGAGCACGUCUGCUGGCCGAAAGAUCCCACGAAAAAGCGCUUCUAUCAGCGCAAGCCACGUUCCAAGAAGGACUAA